AUGGCUUCAUUUCUAUGUAUGACCGUUCUACAAAGCCUGCCAAGCUAUUUGAAAUGUUUAGGUAGGUUUGUUGAUGAACAAGUCGAUCAAACGAGAGAGAUGUCAUCGGAAAUUGAUUUUAAAACUCAAUUGGCAGAUAGAUUGAAAAAGAGAUCAAGUUGUGAUACUUUUGAACCUCCAUCUUCACAAUCAUCGAUUCCAACACCACAACCAGUAUAUAAACAAUCAUUGUCACCAUCGAUGGGACGAGCCCAUCCACCUCCUCCUCCACCUACCAAUACCACCACCUCUAAUAAUCAUAGCGCAUCAACAUCACCCAAUUUUAUCUCACCACCAGCCUCUCCCAAGAUUGGUGGAGCCAACAAUAAUGUAAAUAGUUCAAAUAGUAUCAUACCACCAAGACCACCUGUUCCCGAAAGAAAGUUGGGUAUACCACCCAACAUGAAUGCAACUGGAAAAUCAAACUCACUCGGAUCAUUACCAAAUACACCUAAUAGCGCAUCAUCUGGAGGACCUCGUUUAUCUGGUCCCGUUCACAGUACUGGAAAUCUUCCAACUUUUCCUCAACAACAGCAACAACAAACUUCUCAAUCAACAGUCCCAUCACCUCCACCACCACGCCAACAAUCUGUUAUUUUUAAUGCACCACCUCUUAUCAAUAUAAAUAAUACCUCAAAUACUUCAAAUACUGGACGUCCAUUACCACCUCCAAGAAGUGAUAGUGUUGGACCAACUACCCAUAAAUCUCCUCCAAUGACUCGUCAAUUACCUCCCAACCCCAAUCCCAAUGUAUCUAAUAAUAAUAAUAAUAAUAACUUACCACCUCCACCACCUCCAGCAUCAUCAUCAUCUGUUAAUAUAACAUUACCACCUCCACCACCACCAGCAUUUAUGACUCAACAAUUACCUCCACCACCUCCACCAACCAUUUCAGUUCAGGGUCAUCCACAAAAUAUGCCACCACCUCCAACAUUUAAAACACCAAUAUCUCCAAUAAUUGCACCAUCCCCACCACCAGUGAUACCAGGUCAAUUAUUACCACCAAGAUCAUUCAAGAUGAGUCCACAACAUGCAAGAGGUGGAUCAUUGGAUUCCAAACAAAUGGCGAUUGUACAAGGUCAAAUGCAAAGAGGACAGGGCCAAGAAGCAUCAUCAUCAUCUUCGUCGCCAAUGCCAAUGGGGUCACUUAGUCUAAGUGGAGGCAUGCCACCACCACCCAACUUGAUGGCACCCCCACCACCCAUCAAACGAAACUCUACCAAUGGUCAUCCAGGAGGCCCCGUUUACAAUCCAGAUACAGACAAGACAUUGAGUACAAUGAUCAACAAUCGAUUGUCAACUGGACUUUCACCACCAAUCAAAGCACCAUACUUUGAUGACAGAAUCCUAACCAACAACAACAAGACUGCCGAACUCGAAGCCAAACGACAACAAGAGGAACGAGAACGUAUCGAACGUGACCAAAAGAAAAAGGAUAAAAAAGGUGAAAAGGAACAAAAGGAAAAAGAGAAACGUGAGAAAAAGGAAAAAGAGAAAAAAGAAAAAGAACAAAAGAAAAAGGAUAAAAGUGGAAGUAGCAGCAGUGGUGGAGCAGGUAAAGCUUCUACACCAUCCAACACUAUAUUUAAUAAUACAUUGGAUCAAGUUAUGGAAAUACAAAGAGACCGCCUACAUUGUGACAAUGACAAUAUUCCACUCAUCUUAAAGACAUUGGUAGAAUCAAUCAUAUCAAACGAUGGAUACCAAACUGAAGGUAUAUUCCGUGUACCAGGUCAAACAUCUGAAGUGAUGCGAUUUAAAAGUCGUAUCAAUGAAUUGGACUUUUCACUCGAUACCAACGACGUUCACGUGCUCGCAGGUCUAUUAAAACUGUGGCUUCGUGAAUUAACCGAACCAGUUAUCCCAAUGGAAUGUUACAACGAUUGUAUCAAAAGUUGGAAUUCAAAGAAUGCAAGUGCCCAAAUUUUAAAUCAACUCCCCCAACUCAACCGUGAUGUCAUUGUAUAUCUUUUAAAUUUCCUCAAAACUCUAUCUUCUCCCAUCUAUUCAACCAAAACAAAAAUGGAUAUCGAUAACAUUGCAAUGGUAUUUGCUCCUGGACUUUUACGUUGUCCUUCAACCGAUUCUUCAGUCCUAAUGUUAAAUUCUCAAUAUGAAAAGGAUUUUAUUAAAAAUUUAAUUGAAUCUCAAUAA
This is a messenger RNA of Cavenderia fasciculata, 2193 nucleotides long. RefSeq names its product RhoGAP domain-containing protein (gene gacO). Bases 1 to 2193 code for a protein of 730 amino acids. Lineage: Eukaryota; Evosea; Eumycetozoa; Acytosteliales; Cavenderiaceae. Gene Ontology annotation, molecular function: GTPase activator activity. Gene Ontology annotation, biological process: signal transduction. The record is from RefSeq and is a predicted model, not a curated record. The transcript has 3 exons. Gene Ontology annotation, cellular component: cytoplasm.